AUUCAAUAUAAGUUCCAAUUUGUAAAACCCUUGAGUUAUGUGUUCAUAGUCAUUCAUGCAAACACUAACUACAAAUGCUCUCGUUUUCACUCUCUCGUUUCCCUUCAUCACCAACUACAAAUCCAACUCUUUGCUUUAACCCACCCCAACACCCCAACACUAAUCACCGAUUCAAUUUCCAACAGAGCGCUUCUUCUAGUUCUAGGGACAAUGAUAAAGCUGAAGAUUUUCCAAGACAAAAUGCUAAUAGUAGAGUAAACCCAAUUGAGGGCAGUGAUGAAAGAGUUCUAUUUGGAAGAAAGAAGAAAAAGGGUAAGGAGAAAGUUUACUGGGUUUGUAGUGAUUGUGGGUACACUACUGGACAAUGGUGGGGUGUGUGUCGAUCAUGCAGUGUUUCUGGUACUAUGAAAGAGUUUCAUGAAGCGAAAACUAGUGAGAGUAAUGGUAAGGUUAGUGGGUUUUCGGUUAUGGAGGAUGGUUUGGGGUCUUGGCUUCCACAGCAGAAUGGUGAGCUGCGUCCUUUGAGAUUGUCUGAGGUUAAUAGAGGACUUGAUCAUCUGCAUUGGAGAAUUCCUUUGUCUGGUCUUUUUGGAAAUGAAGUUUCUAGAGUGCUUGGUGGUGGCCUUGUACCAGGCUCAUUGACUUUAGUUGGCGGGGAUCCUGGUGUUGGGAAGAGUACUCUGUUGUUGCAGAUUGCUGCAUUAAUUGCGGAAGGGCAAAGAGAUGGUGAAGCAUCUCCAGUUGUGUAUGUCUCUGGCGAAGAGAGCAUUGAGCAAAUUGGUAACAGAGCUGACCGCCUAACAAUUGGAUCAGAUAUUUAUUUAUAUUCAAGUAAUGAUAUUGAGGACAUAUUGAAGAAAGUUCAUCAUCUCUCUCCUCGGGCACUAGUUGUUGAUUCUGUACAAACUGUUUAUUUGAAAGGAAUAAUGGGGAGUCCUGGAGGGAUUAUGCAGGUGAAGGAGUGCACUUCGGCUUUACUGCGAUUUGCAAAGACAACAAACAUACCGGUUCUAUUGAUUGGACAUGUGACAAAAUCUGGAGACAUAGCAGGACCACGUGUCUUGGAGCAUAUAGUUGAUGUUGUUUUGUAUAUGGAAGGCGAGAAGUACACUUCUCAUCGUAUGCUUAGAGCUGUGAAAAAUCGUUUUGGAUCCACCGAUGAGCUUGGAGUUUUUGAGAUGUCACAUUCAGGACUUGAGGCUGUUUCAAAUGCCAGCGAAAUGUUUCUUAGUGAGCAAGACCUAGAUUCAGAUAUUUUAGCUGGAUUAGCUGUAGCUGUAAUAAUGGAUGGGUCCAGAACAUUUCUUAUUGAAAUUCAGGCGCUUUGUCUUUCUGGUUCGACAGGAUCGAGGCAAUUUAAUGGUAUCCAAGCAAAUAGAGCUGAUAUGAUCAUAUCUGUUCUUAUCAAGCAAGCAGGACUCCGUCUCCAAGAACAUGCUGUGUUUUUAAAUGUUGUUAGUGGAUUGACACUGAGCGAGACUGCAGGAGAUCUUGCAAUAGCAGCUGCAAUUUGCAGCAGUUGCCUGGAGCUCCCUAUUCCAAAUGACAUUGCAUUCAUUGGUGAAAUAGGUCUUGGUGGUGAGCUUCGCAUGGUUACUAGAAUGGAAAAAAGGGUACACACAGUGGCGAAAUUGGGUUACAGAAUGUGUAUAGUACCAAAGGCAGCUGAAAAGGUUUUGGGAAGUGAAGGUUUAGAAAAUAUCAAAGUUGUUGGUUGCAGGAAUCUCAAAGAUGUUAUCAACACUAUAUUUCCCAAUCUCAUGAGAAGAAACAACUGAAUUGUCACACUGGGUGUGUAUAAUGUGAUCCCUAUAUAUAUAGGUUAGUUGCUACUAGGAAGCUUGUAAUUCAAAUCAGCUGAAAUAUUUGAUUCAAAUCACAUACACUUAAAUUUAUCUGUUUUAUCUGUUCUGCUUGAUUCGAAUCAUGGAUUGUGAGUGAUUUGAAUCACACACAAGAAAUCUGAAUUUUUCAAGUGUUUCAAAAUAGUUUGAGAUUUCAGUUACCACAUGACUUAGAAUUGAUAUCACCUAUGGUUCUUCUUUCA
Lathyrus oleraceus (garden pea) is the source of this 2047-nucleotide messenger RNA. RefSeq lists its product as uncharacterized. NCBI's taxonomy places the organism in Eukaryota, Viridiplantae, Streptophyta, Magnoliopsida, Fabales, Fabaceae. Gene Ontology annotation, molecular function: ATP hydrolysis activity; ATP binding; ATP-dependent DNA damage sensor activity. The coding region runs from base 75 to 1778 and encodes 567 amino acids. The record is from RefSeq and is a predicted model, not a curated record. Gene Ontology annotation, biological process: recombinational repair. The transcript has 15 exons.